UCCUCAGUAGACCUGAAUCUCUCGACAGUCUGCGAGCACUUGGAAAAAAUGCGUGAAUCCGAGAAACUGAAACUCGGGCAUGGGCGCGUGCUGUCCUACGCGAUAUAUGGGUCGCCGGUCCCCAAAACCACAGUCUUCUACUUCCACGAUUUUCUUUCCAGCGGAAAAGAGGGGAAGCUUUGGCAUACGGCAUCGUCGAAUCUCAACAUCCGCCUCAUAUCUCCCGACCGUCCGGGUAUGGGCGAUUCAACUUAUGACCCAGACCGUACGCUUCUGACCUGGCCCAAGGAUGUCCUCGCACUCGCGGACAGCCUGAAGAUCCAACGAUUCUAUGUCAUUGGGCUGGGAAGUGGUGGUCCGUACGCCUUGGCUUGUGUAAAGGAGAUUCCACGAGAGCGAUUAGCAGGCGUGGCGGUUGUCUCUAGUCUUUAUCCUGUCUCUUCAAAGGCCGUACAUAUGCCAUUCUUCCCGAAGUUCUUGACAACUUGGAUUGGACCUUGGGUACCGGGUACGCUCGAUAUCUUCAUUGAUAUGACCAUGGGAAACGCUGCGCGAGAUUCAGAUCCCAAAGUUUUCGACGAUUGGCUGCUCAAGGAAAUCGAAUCCCGCCCGAAAGUCGAUCAGGAAGCCAUCAACGAUGAGAGGAAUCGAUGGUUGUUUCUUCAGGCUGCCCGAGAUGGUUUAAAGCAGGGAAGUCAAGGGCUGGCAUGGGAGACAAGAUUGAUUCGGACGCCGUGGGAGUUUGAGCUGGAGGAACUGGAGAUCGGAGGCGAGGAAGGUGUAUCAUUGACUCUGUGGCAUGGAUCGCAGGAUACAAACUGCCCGUCUGAUAUGGUAUUGAAGGCGAAGGAAGUGAUGCCAGAAUCGACGUUGCGCAUGAAGGACGAAGCGGGUCACUUUAGUUUUGCUUUCAGUCACCAGGAAGAAAUACUGGGUGAGUUGGCAGGCUUACAAUCCUAA
Periconia digitata is the source of this 960-nucleotide messenger RNA. The record is from the annotation of a GenBank genome assembly. Lineage: Eukaryota; Fungi; Ascomycota; Dothideomycetes; Pleosporales; Periconiaceae.